Molecule: messenger RNA, 542 nt
Organism: Sphaeroforma arctica JP610
Lineage: Eukaryota; Ichthyosporea; Ichthyophonida
Exons: 1
Coding region: 270-542 (90 amino acids)
Source: RefSeq, a predicted model, not a curated record
CGGCGAGACAUCCGGGGAGGGAGUUUGUGUUAUGUAGUAAACCCUAUGUAGAAGUGAUCGUAUAAUAUAAAAAAGAGAGGCCUUCGAAACGUUAAGUUGUUACAAAUGAGUACACUAGGUGACACUGCCAGUGCUGCAACGACCGACAAAUAGGUGCUGGGGAUACUAGUGCUGUUUGACAUUGAGAAGUUUCCCAGCUCCGGCAAUUGGUCGUCAGUGGCCAGUUCAAGCCGUACGAGUUAAUCCCGAGCUCGCCCGAAGUCCAGAGUAUGGGCGUUGGUGAAGAAAUGGUACCGCGAUGUCUACAUUUGUUCAAGUAUGAAAACGGACAGACUUGCCCCAAGGUCUCGUUUGAGCUGGCCACUAUUUUGAGCGUGAUUCCCAAGGAGCUGUGUGUCCUGGAUGCAGUACAGUAUUUUAUGCAUUCGCUCAAGUCGUGGGAUCUCGCAAACUGCGUGCAGGUCAUUGUCACGCGCGGCCUCGUCGACGAGACUAGUGGUGCCCCGAUCACGUUUGAAGGCAACGAGCUAGAGUUGCUCUGA